Molecule: messenger RNA, 3307 nt
Organism: Strongylocentrotus purpuratus (purple sea urchin)
Lineage: Eukaryota; Metazoa; Echinodermata; Echinoidea; Camarodonta; Strongylocentrotidae
Gene: ints14
Product: integrator complex subunit 14
Exons: 9
Coding region: 155-1708 (517 amino acids)
Biological process (GO): snRNA 3'-end processing
Cellular component (GO): integrator complex
Source: RefSeq, a predicted model, not a curated record
GCGCAUGCGCGGUCUAUGCCAUGUCGACUGCAAGAGAGCGAGAAAAUAUUCGAAGAUCUGUUCGUCCCCCAAAACAUAUAGGAACUCAGCUAGAACGGUGUUAGUUUUGCUUUCAACUUUUCUACAUGAGAAAGAGAACUAGCAGGAGACAACCAUGCCAACGUUAGUGAUUUUAGAUGCGUCGCUAUCCAUGAUGCGACCUCUCGCGACCUCAUCAGCAACCCUUGACCCAGCAACCACAGAGACGAGGCGCUCUGUAGCGCAGACAUGUUUGUGUUCUAUGUUUGACUACAUCGCAGCCAACGAUCGCAUGGAGUUUGGCGCGCUUGUUGCAUAUUCGUCGUUGUACGAGGUUCUAGUGCCUUUCACCAGGGACCUCAAUGAAUUGAAGAAAGCUGUUCAGUCAAUGGAUACGUAUGACAAGACACUCCUAGACAGUGUGCUGCUUAACAUGAGUAACUAUGUGAUGGAAGAAUGGGGCUCCAAUACACCAGUCAGGGUGGUAUUAGUUACAGAUGGUAACCCAGGGAUAGGACCAGGAUCUGUGAAACAUAUCCUCUCCGAGAUGAGCCAUCAAACAGACCAAUCCAAGAACCCUCUUCCAUUUGUCUUCCCAAGUGAGCUUCACAUCCUCCUCAUCAGCAGCCAAUCAGAACUCGCCCAGAGCAACGCCCUCAAUCUCUACCAGCGACUCGUCGACGCAAACGAGAACGGGCAGGUCCACACGCCCGGUGAGGGCGCCCUGACGGUGAAAUCAGUCCAGAACAUGUUCAUGAAGUACGCCGAGUCACAGCACAGUGUGUUCAGCACCACCUUGCACUGUGGGAACCUGAGCUCCGAUGUGCAGCUCUUUCCACGUCCCAAGGUGAUGACGGUGGAGAAGGAUACAGAGGUCAUGACGAGGGAGGUUGGGUCUGACCUUCAGGUGUGUGGCUUCCUGGACAUGGGGGAUGCUGUGAGCCCACCUUCCGUCUCAAGACAUCUUGUGAUUCCAUACAUUAGUAAAGAGAAGUCUGAGACGUCCCCUGACGCCAAAGAUUCUGAUAAACCAGAGGAAGAUGCAAGCUCUUCAACCACCACAGAGGAGGGCAAGACACCAAGCUUCUGUGUGCUCCUACAUGGCAGCCUUAAGAUUAAUGGCAUGGUAGCCCUGGUACAGAUUACUGAUGACUGGUAUGGUAUACUGUACUCAUGGGCUGAUAGUAAGAAGAAAUCCAACAUGAUGCUAUCUAUCUUUGAACCUGGAUCUAAAGCUAUUCCUUGGCUAGGAAAGUUCACACUGCUAGGACCAUGUUCAGCGUUUGAUCAGAAUCCAUACGGUGAAGAUGACAAUAAGACACCUUUUCCUGUAAUGCCAGACGCUAAACGCAGCUAUGCUCAGAAUCCAGUGGUCUGGAUCAAGAAUAGUAACCUUCAGUCGGAUGUGCAGAAGAUACUCCGUUAUGCUCGCAAACUACCGGACAAGACUCAAGUAUUCUACAAGGAGCUGAAUCGGUUGCGACGUGCCGCCUUGUCCUUUGGGAUGCAGGACUUCCUUGAAGGCAUCUCUCAACUCCUGGAGCGAGAGUGCACCCUCCUUCCUGGGUCAGCGCAUGUCGAUGCCGCUCUUCAACUUACCCAUGCAGCUAAACUAGUCAAGAACUCUGUCUACAAGGAGUACGACUACACCAUUGCACCACUAUCAACAAAUUUCACAGGGAAUACGUGAUGAAAAAGUACUUCACUUGGAAAUCGAGACUUGAUGAGUUUGACCCUCAGAUUAUUGGUCCAAAUCGUUUCCUGGGCUAGUGCAUCCUUAUGAUACUCUACAGCUUACCCAUGCAGCUAAACUAGUCAAGAACUCUGUCUACAAGGAGUAAAACUGCACCGUGGAACUUGCAAAAUUCAGGCUUGAUGAGUUGGAGCUAGCAGAAAUUGGUCUUAUCUUAUUUCCUACUGACUUUUUCUUCUUGCCAUCUUCAAAAACCUAUAUGCUAGAAAGUUUUUGUAAAUCUUGUGUGGAAUUCAAAGGAAGUACUUCAUAAAUCUGCUUAUUAAGUUUGAAAAAAACCUUGUACCCGUACAUCGUGUGUGAAGAGGACAUGCUGGGUUUUGCCCCUCUGGGCUGCCCCCCCCCCCACAGGUCUUGUACCAUUUUCUGUCUACAUAUUAGGAGGCACUGUUGUACAGGGCCAGUCUGUUAUAACAAGGGUCUCUGAACCAAUCAUAUGAGAAAAGUCAGACUGCCAAAGUAAUUCCAGACUGACUCGACUGAAAUUGACUGAUCCCUGGCAAUUUGAGGGUAAUAAAAUACAUGUGUUUGGUCAAUUGUCUGUCUGGUGCUGGUCUCAUUUGAGUGACUGAGGUUCAUUUCCUUGUAACUGAUAGUGAGCUAUAGUUGUUGGGCCAUAUUAAGUUUGCAUGCCUUAUAGGGUUAACAAAUAAUGGGAACCUAGAGAAUUCCUCUCUUAUUGGAACCUUGUAUUUGUUAUAUCAAGAGUACCAUGUGUAGUUGAUCAUGCUUUUGCCAGAUAGGACCCUGUUGAAGUAGGCCAAUAUCUUCAAAUGUUUAUGAGCUGUGUGUUGAUAUUAAGGUCAUCAUGGGAAAAGCAAGGGUAAUAUUUUCCAACGGGCAUAAUAGACAGAUUAUAAGCCCCCAAAUUCAAAUCUCAGACCCCAUAAUUUCACAAUUUUGACACAUGGCUCAUGCAUUGAAACCCUAAAUAUUAAUUCCCCACCCGUAUGGAAAAAAGGUUGAGUGGGGAAACAUUGUCUUUAUUUCUAAUGUAUCACUAUUAUUAUUAUUAUCAUUAUUAAGUGAAUGAUAUUGCCCCUUACUUGUGGACUAAUGUCUGAUUUGGUUUACUUUAUCAAGCUUUCCAUUGUGUGUUGAUCUAUACCUGUAGUCUUGACUUUAUUCCGCCUUCACCUAUCAGUGCAGUUCUUGCGUAAUUAAAAAAAAUACAAAAGAAAUGUGAAAAUAUGGUUAUAAUACUAUAUUCUGUAGUAAAAUGCACAUUUAAUGAAGUAUACCCCAUGAUUGUGAACUACUAUAUAUUUGUGUAAUAUUUCCUUCCAGUACAAUUCCAUCAAAGUAGUUAUUUAUAUUAGUUGGCCAGCAUUAAGUUUCUCAUCACCAUUGACCAUAUUCACCACAAUGGGGAUCAUGGUCGGGGGGAAUUUUUUUUCUUUUUUUUCAGAGUAUGCAUUUUUUAUCAUUUCUUCAUGACAUUGUUUAGCAAUGUACAUAUUCUGAACAAAAAUAAUGAUCGCAAGUAAAUUUGUAAAUAAAUUUUUGAUACAUGCUUUUGUAAAAGACUUGUUCAAA